This is a messenger RNA of Bubalus bubalis (water buffalo), 3035 nucleotides long. It is a transcript of the gene SLC33A1, whose product is annotated as solute carrier family 33 member 1. The transcript is spliced from 6 exons. The record is from RefSeq and is a predicted model, not a curated record. Gene Ontology annotation, molecular function: acetyl-CoA transmembrane transporter activity. Gene Ontology annotation, cellular component: membrane. NCBI's taxonomy places the organism in Eukaryota, Metazoa, Chordata, Mammalia, Artiodactyla, Bovidae. Bases 510 to 2162 code for a protein of 550 amino acids.
UCCUGAUUGGCUUGCCUUGGAGGCGGGUUCAGGACUUAUUUGAGACUAGGACCACUUCCUGAAGCUCCAGACAGGAAGUUAUCAGAUGUCUAUGGUGGCCGGUGGAGAAGGUGCUGUCGGCUUUUUUGGUGACGGCGAGAGAGGACCGUGGGUCGGCUGGACUGGCCGUUUGACCUCGCUGCAGCUAGGAGCCUGUUUCCAUAGCAGCACCACGGCCCCGUCCUCCAGCCUAGACCCCGGCGUGGCUGCCCGGGGGAUUUCUUCAGGCUCCUUGACGCCGCUCCAAGGGGCACCUACCUGGGUUUUGCCUGGGCCUGCAGCCAGCGGACUGGCUCCCGGCUUCAGCUCUGCGGGCCACAGUAAGAAGUGCCCUUAUCAACCCGCGCCCUGCCCCCCUUUCUGAGCCAUAGAGACCCCGGUCCAGAGCGACAGCCUUGGACCUGGGACUAGACGGAUCCAAGACGCUCAGCCCCGGCCCCCCUCAAACGGGGCUCUGCAUCGUCUCUGAUAUGUCACCCACCGUCUCCCACAAGGACAGCAGUCGUCAACGACGGCCAGGGACUUUCAACCACUCUCUAGAUUUGAAGAGUGGUCCUCUGCCGCCGGGCUCCUGGGAUGAUAAUCUUCCGGAGGUGGUGGGCGGGGAAGGGGACAAAGAAGCUCUUCUUCGGGAUAUCAGCACUGGUGAUUUCUCAAAACCCCCACGGAGCUGCCGGGCGGAAUUGAGCAGUAUUUUGCUGUUGCUCUUUCUUUACGUACUUCAGGGCAUUCCACUGGGCUUGGCGGGAAGCAUCCCACUCAUUUUGCAGAGCAAAAAUGUUAGCUAUACAGAUCAAGCGUUCUUCAGUUUUGUCUUUUGGCCUUUCAGUCUCAAAUUGCUCUGGGCCCCGUUGGUUGAUGCAGUUUACUUUAAGAACUUUGGUCGUCGUAAAUCUUGGCUUGUCCCAACACAGUAUAUAUUGGGAUUCUUCAUGAUAUAUCUGUCUACUCAAGUGGACCAUUUGCUCGGAAAUACAGAUGGCCGAACCCCCGACGUGGUUGCUCUCACUGUGACUUUCUUUUUGUUUGAAUUCCUGGCAGCCACCCAGGACAUCGCUGUGGAUGGUUGGGCGUUAACUAUGUUAUCCCGGGAAAACGUGGGUUAUGCUUCUACUUGUAAUUCAGUGGGCCAAACAGCCGGCUACUUUUUGGGCAAUGUUUUGUUUUUGGCCCUUGAAUCUUCCGACUUUUGUAACAAAUACUUGCGGUUUGAGCCUCAACCCAGGGGAAUCGUCACUCUUUCAGAUUUCCUUUUCUUCUGGGGAACUGUAUUUUUGAUAACAACAACUUUAGUUGCCUUUCUGAAAAAAGAAAACAAAGAAGUAUCAGUAGGAAAAGAAGAAACUCAAGGGAUCACAGAUACUUACAAGCUGCUUUUUGCAAUUGUAAAAAUGCCCGCAGUUCUGACAUUUUGCCUUCUGAUUCUAACUGCAAAGAUUGGUUUUUCAGCAGCAGAUGCAGUAACAGGACUGAAAUUGGUAGAAGAGGGAGUACCCAAAGAACAUUUAGCCUUACUGGCAGUUCCAAUGGUUCCUUUGCAAAUAAUAUUGCCUCUGAUUAUCAGCAGAUACACUGCAGGUCCCCAGCCACUAAACAUAUUUUACAAAGCCAUGCCCUACAGAUUAUUGUUUGGAUUAGAAUAUGCUCUACUGGUCUGGUGGACUCCUAAAGUAGAACAUCAAGGGGGAUUCCCUAUAUAUUACUAUAUUGUAGUGCUGCUGAGUUAUGCGUUACAUCAGGUUACAUUGUACAGCAUGUAUGUUUCCAUAAUGGCUUUUAAUGCGAAGGUUAGUGAUCCACUUAUUGGCGGAACAUAUAUGACCCUUUUAAAUACUGUGUCCAACCUGGGAGGAAACUGGCCUUCUACGGUAGCUCUUUGGCUGGUAGAUCCCCUCACAGUAAAAGAGUGUGUAGGAGCAUCAAACCAGAAUUGCCGAACACCUGAAGCUGUUGAGCUUUGCAAAAAACUCGGUGGCUCGUGUGUUACUGCACUGGAUGGUUAUUAUGUGGAAUCUGUUAUUUGUGUUUUGAUUGGAUUUGGUUGGUGGUUCUUUCUUGGUCCAAAACUUAAAAAAUUACAGGAUGAAGGACCAUCUUCAUGGAAAUGCAAAAGAGACAAGUAAUGCAUUCACAACUGGACAUUCUAGGAAGGUAACUCUAAUUUAGUUUUAACUCAGAGAGUUAUGAUAAUCAGUGUACAGGAGUAUAAAAUAUUAUUCUAAACAGGAAAUUAUUAAUAUAAAAUGCCAAAUGGUUAAAAAUAUAGAAACCUCUCUGUAUAUUUAAAUAUACUUUUUCCUUACCUUGUCAAUGUAUUUAAAGUUUACUUAAGUUCAGGGAAUUGGUACUAAAAUAACUUUUCUGGUCUUGUUAUUUGAUUUAUAGAUCUUUUUAAUUUACUGACCAAAGCAUGUUUUAAGCUGCAGUGCAGUAGUCAUGGGUGAUAACCAUGCAGUCAAGUAUUGUUAUCGUACCUAUCAUUGAGCUAUGUUAAAAUUUUUGGUAAAAUAUGAUAAGUGGAACAUAGCUUGAUAUUCCUGUACUAUCCACAACUAGUCUGGCCUUGUCAGUUAAAUCUUAUUUUGAAUUGCAAAUUGGUAAAAUUUUAUGUGGAAUUUGCUGAGAUGAGAAUGUAAACUACUGAAAUACCAUUUUAGUUGUUAUUUUCUGACUGUAACCACAUUGUGCUAAUGAAUCUGUGUUAAAGACUUUUAAAUGUAUUUCCUGCUUUUGUAAACAUUAAAGAUUUAUAAGAAGAUUAUUCAAACUAUUUUUUAUAAAAUGAAAGCUAUGACUUCUAAUUUAUUGAUUCCCCUUCUCCUCCCCCUUUUUGGAAGCUACCUUGAUUCCUUUUUAACUCUCCUCCUAAAGCAUACAUAUGUUUUUUGUCAUAAGUACUUGAUGGCACAUGGACAGCUCACAAGGGCAUCGAAUUUAAUGUUGUAUGUAUGUUUGUGGCAAAGUUUUGAAAAUAAAAAUUAAAUGUUUUUCUUCAA